This is a messenger RNA of Naegleria lovaniensis, 2550 nucleotides long. RefSeq lists its product as uncharacterized. NCBI's taxonomy places the organism in Eukaryota, Heterolobosea, Eutetramitea, Acrasida, Naegleriidae. The record is from RefSeq and is a predicted model, not a curated record. The transcript has 2 exons. The coding region runs from base 1 to 2550 and encodes 849 amino acids.
AUGGCUUCUCAGCAUCAACACGUUCCUCCAGACCAACACAAGACAUCACUUUCAACAACCUUGCACCGACCUUCAUCGAGAAGAAGAAACUCAACAACAAUCCUGAAACGUCCAAUGUCCUAUUCAUUGCUCGUGAAUAUUCACAGUCGUGUGAAAUCACAUCGGUGUUGCUCUAUUGUGUUGUUGUUGUUGUGUUUAUUAUGUUUUUUAUUGAUGCAAACAACAACAAGUAGUAGUUUCAUCACACUAGCACAAACAAUUGAUAACGAUGACGGGAAUCGAUCCAAUGACGUUUCUCCAUUCGAUUCCAAGAGCAUGACUCGACAAACAUCAAUGCUGCCAUAUCCGAAACUCAAUUCGACCAUUCCGUAUGCAAGUGCGUUUAUGAAUUGGGAUGUGAAUUCGUAUUCGGAUAAGGACUAUCGAUCUAAUAAUUCACUCAUUACAAAUAUUGGUUCGAGGUCGAUUGUGAUGGUUUCCAAUUACAUGUCUGCGUUUAUUUGGAAAAAUGUCAGUUCCGAGUAUAAUGUGACUAGUACGAAGGGUUUUGUCGAGUGGUUGAAAAACAUGUCUCAAAGUGGAAAAUUGGCAAAUUUGAAAAUUGGAGUUGAGAGAGUGUACAUGAAUUAUUUCCGAGUCAUCUUGCAAUAUUAUGGACUGUCAGAAGUCAUGCCAAUGGUUUCUUCGUUUGUAUUUUAUUCGAGAAAUUGUCGACCAAGACAUGUUUUUGAGGACUUUGAUGUCAUCAUUACAGUUCCAAUAAUCUUUUUUCAAUAUAUUCGAUUCUAUCGAGAUGGUAUAGGACUACGAAAACCAAUCAUGAGCAAUGAUAAAAUUGCCAGUUAUAUCAAUCCUCAAGAUUUCGUUCCAAUUCGAUUAGCUCCGUACACAGUUGCUUAUUAUUCUCCAUACCUUCCUUGGUUUAUGGUUACAAAUUCCUAUGCUUUGGGUGUCACUGCACAUUUGCAAUAUUAUGCCAAUGAUGCCGAUCUUGCGAAUUAUCACAAUUUUGGAAAUGUCACUGAUGAAGAUCUUAAAUUCAUUGCCUAUGUCACUGGUUCGACUCCAAAUGUUGACCGAGCUGCAUUCGAAACAAUGAUUCGCAAUACUGAAGCUCGAUUUGGUGUCACACUCACAGGAUCAUGGACAUUACAAGAUUAUUUAGCUUCUCUCUAUUCAUCGGCUUAUCAUCGAUGUGUUGAUACAAAUUGCAACGAUUACAAAUUUGAAGAAACAGACUUUUGGAACAUACCUGUGAUAAUUUUACUGGUCACCUAUUUUGCAUUACUUUUUGGAACGAAAUCUUUUCUCAAGCCAACCUUAAAAAGAAGAUUAAUCAUUCCUUACUUGCCAGUAUUGAUCAUCUUCUUUGAAUUUGGAGCCGGAUCCGAAUAUUUUGCAAAUUCUUGUGCUCCUGCAUUGGGUUACGUUCGAAUGUUUGUUUGUUGUUUUUGGGUUGUGUGUUAUGCUUGCAUGGUCAUUCGAUUUUACUAUUUGAGAAAUUUAUACAAGAUGAUUUCGAAAGGCAAGAAAGAUAUUUCCCUAGUGAAACGAUUCUCAUCAGCCAUCAUUGGACUUGUAUUAAUGUGUGGUGUAUCACUUCUAGUUUCAGCAGUAUUCUCGAUUCAAGGAGUGACCAUGUUUUUUGAUAUAUUCGACAAUGAGAAUGCCACUAUUAGUGUCAUUAAUAUCAGUUUUGCUCUCUAUCUAUUAAUUGGAACCUUCGCUGCAGUGAUGGUCAUUGCGAUUGAUUUGAUUGUGAAUCGUAGAAUGGUGUCACAACGAGGUGGUUUUCGAAAAUAUCUCUUUUUCGAUGAUCCAUUCUAUGUGAGAUUGGAUUUAAUAUUUUGCACGUUGAUUUUUGCGACCAUUUUAAUUGUUAUAAUCAUUCAGGGUUCUGUGAGCAAUUUCAGAGUGGGAGGAGUGGCUCAUUUCAACAGAUUCUUAGUAUUGCUCAUCUAUUUGUGGGCAAUUUUAAUUUGUGGAGGAACUGUUAUUUUGUCCGAGAUCAUUUCCUUGUUUAGAAAGAAAAAACCCAACUCGACACUCAUGUCAGAACUUGAACGAUAUUUGAAAGUUCCAGAAUUUAAAGCUCUCUUUGCAGAAUAUACUGAAAAGGAACUCUCUCUUGAAAAUUAUUUAUGUUUCAAAGAUUUGGAAGACUUGGAAGCAAUAGGACUUGGCAAGAUAUUGGAUUUGCAAUUCUUGAUUGAAAUGGAGCGAGAUUUCAUUCGAGACAAUUCCAUCUAUGAGUUGAACUUGUCAUCUGUAACCAGACAUCAAUUUUACUUGCUACUCGAGAGAUGUAAGAAAUCAUCAGGUUCGAAUGGAGUUGAACUGGUCGAUGAGAACCGAAAUGGAAAUUCGAAUACUGCUAAAUCCACAUCCUCUCCUUCAUCUACAACUCCAACCAAUGGAGAUUUGUAUUCAUUGUUACGUGACACCAUCAUGUCAAAUCUUGCAGACACUCACAGUCGAUUUAUUGAAACUGUGGAAUUUAGAAAUUGGUAUGCUGUGUACGAAAUUCAGCAAAAGAACAAUAUUGUGUAA